AUGUCCAACUCGUUCUCAGGCUUCCGACGAUUUCGUUACCGCAAGGCUGUUCGAGCGAAUGAACGAUCUGCGUUGGCCAAAAGCACUCAAAAUGACCUUAGCCGACUAGUCCGCACUGCGGAUCCGGCAGUUAGGAAGGCAUUUGAUGUAGAAAUGCAGUCAUUUUCGAAGCUGCAUGCCCGUUAUCUCGCAGAAAAGGAAAACCGAGAGCAACUUGACUGGGAUCGCAUUAAAUCGCCCAAUGACAAGCAGGUCAUUCCUUACAGUCACCUUCCACAGAUUACUGGUCCAGAAGGCCUGUCCAAGUUGGCCGUUCUAAAAGUCAAUGGGGGUCUUGGGACCUCUAUGGGCAUCAGUGGUGCGAAAAGUGCUCUCGAAGUCAAGGACGGGCUGACUUUCUUGGACCUCAUCGUGCAACAGGUCGAGUACUUGAAUACAACACACAAGGUCGACGUGCCGCUCAUCCUUAUGACAUCCUUCAAUACACAUGAUGAUACAUUACGUAUCAUUAAAAAAUACGUGUCCCAACGCAUCAGCAUAACUACGUUCAAUCAGUCGCGGUAUCCCAGGAUAUGGAAGGAGACGUUGCAGCCUUGUCCCAAGUAUGCAUCGGACGACAAGAAACACUGGUAUCCUCCAGGCCAUGGUGAUUUGUACGAGUCGCUGGUGCAUACUGGCGUGCUCGAUCGUCUUCUUGCUGAAGGCAAAGAGUAUUUGUUUGUCUCAAACUCCGACAAUCUUGGGGCUGUGGUCGACCAACGUAUCCUCCAGCAUAUGAUUGAUAGCGAUGCCGAAUUCUUAAUGGAGGUCACUGAUAAGACCAAGGCAGACAUUAAGGGCGGUACUCUCAUCGAGUACGAUUCUUCCAUAAGACUUCUGGAAAUUGCCCAGGUACCUCCAGACCAUGCUGACGACUUCAAAUCAGCUCAUCAUGCGCAAGUCCGCAAAUUCAAAAUAUUCAACACGAAUAACCUAUGGAUCAAUCUCAGAGCAUUGAAGCGGAUCAUGGAUGGAGGUGGCAUAGACCUGGACAUCAUCAUCAAUCCGAAGAUGACUGACAACGGACAAGCAGUGAUCCAGCUGGAGACUGCUGCAGGUGCAGCUAUCAAACAUUUCAAUAACGCCCAUGGCAUCAACGUUCCCCGUUCACGCUUCCUACCCGUGAAAUCCUGCUCUGAUCUGUUGCUCAUCAAGAGCGAUAUAUACUCAUUGCAAAAUGGCCGCCUGGAUAUGAGCGAGAGUAGGAUGUUCGGCAGCGUCCCGGUCAUCAAGCUGGGUGACCACUUCAAAAAGAUAACUGAUUUCCAGCCACGAUUUAAGAAGAUCCCUAACAUCAUCGACUUGGAUCAUCUUACGGUAACGGGCGACGUCCAUUUUGGUCGAGGGGUUACGCUCCGUGGUACUGUGAUAGUGGUGGCGAACGAAGGUCAGAGGAUUGAUAUUCCAGAUGGAUGCGUGCUAGAGAAUCGUCUAGUUUCUGGGAAUCUCAAUAUGACGGAACUUUGA
Suillus discolor is the source of this 1506-nucleotide messenger RNA. RefSeq names its product UTP-glucose-1-phosphate uridylyltransferase. Gene Ontology annotation, molecular function: UTP:glucose-1-phosphate uridylyltransferase activity. The coding region runs from base 1 to 1506 and encodes 501 amino acids. The record is from RefSeq and is a predicted model, not a curated record. The transcript has 14 exons. Gene Ontology annotation, cellular component: cytoplasm. Gene Ontology annotation, biological process: glycogen metabolic process; UDP-alpha-D-glucose metabolic process. Lineage: Eukaryota; Fungi; Basidiomycota; Agaricomycetes; Boletales; Suillaceae.